UUUUAGAAGCACUUCUCUACAUGAACUGAGUUAUAGUUCUUGAGCUGAUCAACUGUUGAGGAGUCUUCCAACGUCUCGGAGAUCCCAAUAGAAUUUAAAGCUACUAGGAAAAGUUUUCGUUGGCUGCUCUCGGAUGGCUGCCACCGCUGGAGUUGCUGCUCUCUCUUAGUGCUGCUCCUCGCUCAGCUAGCUGAGGGCGGCGCGGCCUCUUCUUUUGUCCGGUUACCCUGCGCAUUGUCCCGAAGGGUGCCGCUUUUCCCGCGGCCAGCAGCAUGGGCCGGGAGUCACGCCAUUAUCGGAAGUGGUCAGCAUCAAGGGGGUGCUCUGGAAGUCGAUCUAGAAGUCGCUCACCUGACAAAAGAAGUAAACGUGGAGAUGACAGGCGGUCCAGAAGCAGAGAUAGAGAUAGAAGGAGAGAGAGGUCUUGUAGCAGGGAUAAAAGAAGAUCUCGGUCAAGAGACUGGAAGCGCCUGAGGCGUUCCAGAAGUAGAGAGAGAGAUCAAAGUCGAGAGCGAAGAAGAUCUCGAAGUCGAGACAGGAGAUACUCCAGGAGUAGAAGCCGAGGCCGGCAAUCCAGAUCCUCAAGUCCUGGCAAUAAAAGCAAGAAAGCUGAGAAUAGGUCUAGGUCCAAAGAGAAAACAGAUAGUGGGGAAAGUUCUAAAGAGAAGAAAAAAGAAGAUGACAAGGAGGAUGAAAAAGAAAAAGAUGCUGGUAACUUUGAUCAGAAUAAGCUGGAAGAAGAAAUGAGGAAGCGAAAAGAACGAGUAGAAAAAUGGCGAGAGGAGCAACGUAAAAAGGCCAUGGAAAACAUUGGGGAACUGAAAAAGGAAAUUGAAGAGAUGAAACAAGGGAAAAAAUGGAGUUUAGAAGAUGAUGAUGAUGAUGAAGAUGGUCCUGCAGAAGCUGAAAAGGAAGGAAAUGAAAUGGAGGGUGAGGAGUUAGAUCCAUUAGAUGCUUACAUGGAAGAAGUGAAAGAGGAAGUAAAAAAGUUUAAUAUGCGAAGUGUGAAGGGUGGUGGAGGGAAUGAAAAGAAGUCUGGGCCAACAGUCACAAAAGUUGUCACUGUAGUGACAACCAAAAAAGCAGUGGUAGAUUCUGAUAAGAAGAAAGGUGAGCUAAUGGAGAAUGACCAGGAUGCCAUGGAGUAUUCUUCAGAGGAGGAAGAAGUUGAUCUUCAGACAGCCCUUACAGGCUACCAGACAAAACAGAGAAAGCUUCUAGAACCAGUGGAUCAUGGAAAAAUUGAAUAUGAACCAUUCAGAAAAAACUUUUAUGUUGAAGUUCCAGAAUUAGCAAAAAUGUCUCAAGAGGAGGUAAAUGUUUUUCGGUCGGAAAUGGAAAGCAUUACUGUCAAGGGAAAAGGUUGCCCCAAACCAAUUAACUGUUGGGUCCAGUGUGGAAUUUCCAUGAAGAUCCUAAAUUCUCUCAAAAAGCAUGGCUAUGAAAAACCCACGCCAAUCCAGUCCCAGGCGAUUCCUGCUAUAAUGUCUGGACGAGAUUUGAUUGGUAUUGCCAAGACAGGAAGCGGAAAGACCAUUGCUUUUCUGUUGCCCAUGUUUAGACACAUCAUGGAUCAGAGAUCAUUAGAAGAAGGAGAGGGGCCAAUAGCUGUCAUCAUGACUCCAACUCGAGAACUGGCUUUACAAAUUACUAAAGAAUGUAAGAAGUUUUCAAAGACCCUGGGACUUAGAGUGGUCUGUGUUUAUGGAGGAACAGGAAUCAGUGAGCAGAUUGCUGAGCUGAAAAGAGGUGCUGAAAUUAUUGUUUGCACACCUGGUCGAAUGAUUGACAUGUUAGCAGAUAAUAGUGGUCGGGUCACAAAUCUUGGAAGAGUAACAUAUGUUGUUUUAGACCAAGCAGACAGAAUGUUUGACAUGGGUUUUGAACCACAGGUCAUGCGCAUUGUGGAUAAUGUCCAUCCUGAUCAACAGACAGUUAUGUUUUCAGCUACUUUCCCCAGAGCUAUGGAGGCUUUGGCUCGCAGAAUCCUCAGUAAACCCACUGAAGUGCAGGUUGGAGGCAGAAGCGUGGUUUGCUCAGAUGUGGAACAACAAGUGAUUGUGAUUGAAGAAGAAAAGAAGUUCUUGAAGUUACUUGAGCUUCUCGGCCAUUAUCAAGAAUUGGGAUCUGUCAUUAUAUUUGUGGAUAAGCAGGAACAUGCAGAUGGUCUUCUGAAAGAUUUAAUGAGAGAAUCUUAUCCUUGCAUGUCUCUUCAUGAAGGCAUUGAUCAAUAUGACAGAGAUAGCAUCAUAAAUGACAUCAAGAAUGGGACCUGCAAACUUCUUGUAGCCACUUCUGUUGCUGCCCGAGGUUUAGAUGUGAAACAUCUGAUUCUUGUAAAUUACAGCUGCCCCAACCAUUAUGAGGAUUAUGUGCACAGAGCGGGACGGACUGGAAGAGCAGGCAAUAAAGGUUAUGCGUAUACUUUUAUCACAGAAGAUCAAGUUCGCCAUGCUGGUGACAUAAUUAAAGCUCUUGAUUUGUCAGGAACUGCGGUGUCUUCUGAUCUGGAGAAACUUUGGAGUGAUUUCAAAGAUCAGCAGAAAUCUGAAGGGAAAAUAAUUAAAAAGAGUAGUGGGUUCUCUGGUAAGGGAUUCAAGUUUGAUGAAACAGAACAAGCUUUGGCUAAUGAAAGGAAGAAGUUGCAAAAAGCAGCUCUCAUUUUGCAAGAUUCAGAUGAUGAGGAUGCUGCAGUCGACAUUGAUGAACAAAUUGAAAGUAUGUUUAAUUCAAAGAAGAGAGUAAAAGAUAUGGCUGCUCCUGGAACAUCUAGUGUUCCUGCUCCAACUGUGGGAAAUGCCGAGAAAUUAGAAAUAGCUAAGAGACUGGCUCUUAGAAUCAAUGCUCAGAAGAAUUUGGGCAUUGAGUCUCAGGUAGAUGUGAUGCAACAGGCCACCAAUGCAAUUCUCAGAGGCGGCACCAUCCUGGCUCCCACUGUGUCUGCAAAAACCAUUGCAGAGCAGCUUGCUGAAAAGAUCAAUGCUAAGCUCAAUUAUGUGCCUUUGGAGAAACAAGAAGAGGAGAGGCAAGAUGGUGGACAGAAUGAAUCUUUUAAAAGAUAUGAAGAAGAAUUAGAGAUCAAUGACUUCCCACAGACUGCUAGGUGGAAAGUUACCUCUAAGGAAGCUCUGCAGAGAAUCAGUGAAUAUUCUGACGCCGCAAUUACAAUCAGAGGAACAUAUUUCCCACCUGGCAAAGAACCUAAGGAAAGAGAGUGGAAAAUUUACUUGGCAAUUGAAAGUGCCAAUGAACUGGCUGUGCAGAAAGCAAAGGCAGAAAUCACCAGACUUAUAAAAGAAGAACUGAUUCGGCUGCAAAAUUCAUACCAACCAACAAAUAAAGGAAGAUACAAAGUCUUAUAAAAUAUUUCAAAAAAACUUUUUACCUGUGCUGGUCUGUGAUACAUGUGGCAGUUGUCUGCAGUUUACAAUGUAUUGUAAAUGAAGAUUUUUAAAAUUCUGUCUUGCUGAUUUUUUUAAAUACAUGAAACCAGUAUUUGCUAAAGAAAUCUUCUUUCAGUAAGUACCACCAGAAUUAUCAAACUAUAUUUAAAGCAGGCCUGUUUUCAGAGUAUGAUGCCCUUUAAUGUAAAGUUUAAAUAGCAAUAUUUUAAAUGUCUGGAUAAAAUUCCAGAAGUUUAAAAAAAUGGAAAUAUUUGGACUUUCUAUCAACGGUAAUAAAGUACACAAGUCACUAGGGGCUACUCACCAUAUCCUUUUGAAAUGAAAUUGUGAUCUCCUCAGAAAAGGUAAAAUUCUCUAAUAUUUUGUCCCCCCCACCCCUCCUUGAGCUUAAAUCUUACUUGAUUCAUUGGAACAGUAUGAACUGGAUUUAAGAAUGUUAUAAUAGAAUUUUUACAAAAUGUU
This is a messenger RNA of Leopardus geoffroyi (Geoffroy's cat), 3866 nucleotides long. RefSeq names its product probable ATP-dependent RNA helicase DDX46. Lineage: Eukaryota; Metazoa; Chordata; Mammalia; Carnivora; Felidae. Gene Ontology annotation, biological process: mRNA splicing, via spliceosome. Gene Ontology annotation, cellular component: nucleus. The record is from RefSeq and is a predicted model, not a curated record. Gene Ontology annotation, molecular function: ATP binding; nucleic acid binding; RNA helicase activity.